Molecule: messenger RNA, 510 nt
Organism: Lolium rigidum
Lineage: Eukaryota; Viridiplantae; Streptophyta; Magnoliopsida; Poales; Poaceae
Product: two-component response regulator ORR5-like
Exons: 5
Coding region: 1-510 (169 amino acids)
Biological process (GO): cytokinin-activated signaling pathway; phosphorelay signal transduction system
Source: RefSeq, a predicted model, not a curated record
AUGGAGGUGACGGCGGAAUGCGGACGAGGUGGAGAGGGUUGCUGCCGCGCCGGCGGUGAGGAGGCCAAGGAGAAGUACUGUGCCAAGGCCGACAGGACGGCGCAGGUGGUGCCUCUAGACGAUGCCGCGGCCCAAGAGGUGAUGCCGCCGUACGUCAUGACCGUCGACGACAGCUCCGUCGACCGCGCCCUAGUCACCGCGCUGCUCCGACGAUCCAAGUACCGAGUCACUGCCGUGGACAGCGGCAAGCGGGCGCUGGAGAUGCUAGACUCGGAGCCCAACGUGAGCAUGAUCAUCACGGACUACUGGAUGCCGGAGAUGACCGGGUACGACCUGCUCAAGAAGAUCAAGGAAUCGUCGGAGCUGAAGCAGAUUCCCGUGGUGAUCAUGUCUUCAGAGAACGUGCCCACGAGGAUCACCAGAUGCUUGGAAGAAGGCGCGGAGGAGUUCCUGCUCAAGCCCGUCAGGUCGUCGGACAUCUCCCGCAUAUCCAACCGGAUGCUGCAGUGA